Musa acuminata AAA Group (dessert banana) is the source of this 1093-nucleotide messenger RNA. Its product is annotated as probable thiol methyltransferase 2. NCBI's taxonomy places the organism in Eukaryota, Viridiplantae, Streptophyta, Magnoliopsida, Zingiberales, Musaceae. Bases 22 to 867 code for a protein of 281 amino acids. Gene Ontology annotation, molecular function: S-adenosylmethionine-dependent methyltransferase activity. The transcript is spliced from 8 exons. The record is from RefSeq and is a predicted model, not a curated record.
GGGUGACGCAAUGAGCAGCGAAUGCUUCCCUUCUUGCGGGUAGGCAUAUGUCAGCGCGCGCGUCACCCGCCACGAGUUCCGGGGGCGCCUUGGAUACGGCGGCCGAGACUGCCGCGGCUACCGACGGCUAUAAAUCGCCUCAGGGUCCCGGCACCGGCCAUGGUGGCGAGGAUGGCGACGGACGGCGGAGCUGAGAACCCAGCCCGUGAUCCGGCUUCCAACCCCAAGGUGGUCAUGAUUCGAGGACUCGUGAACGACGAUGCAACAGAUGGCUGGGAAAAAUGCUGGGAGGAAGGACUGACCCCAUGGGAUUUGGGACAGGCAACACCUGCAGUUUUGCAACUUGUUAGAACUGGGUCUCUUCCAAGAGGCAGGGUUCUUGUUCCUGGAUGUGGCAGUGGGUAUGAUGUGGUUGCUAUUGCUGGCCCUGAGCGCUAUGUUGUAGGCUUGGAUAUAUCAACUAGUGCUGUUGAGAAAGCAAAAGAGUUGUCUUCCUCUUUACCAAAUGCAAACCAGUUCACCUUCAUGGCAGCAGAUUUCUUCACUUGGCAGCCAACAGAGAAGUUUGAUCUUAUCUUUGAUUAUACAUUCUUUUGUGCAAUUGACCCAUGCUUGAGGCCAGCCUGGGCACAGAAAAUUCAAGAGAUUUUAAAACCUGACGGAGAGCUUAUAACACUGAUAUAUCUGAUCAGUGGCCAGGAAGGAGGACCGCCAUACAACACAACUGUAGCUGACUAUGAGCAGGUACUGAAUCCUGUGGGUUUCAAAGCACUCUCAAUUGAAGACAAUGAGCUAGCAGUCAAGCCACGCAAGGGAAAUGAGAAGCUUGGGAGGUGGAAGCGGCUUUUAAACAAAUCAUUGUUAUAACAAGGCAUUAUUGGGAGACCUCAGUGCACGAUAACUGGACAUUGAUUGUUUUCCUCCUCAUACCAUUCUUGGCACAACUGUUCCUGGUUUUAUUAGCCUAGUAUACACAAAAAAAAUGAAUGCGAAAGAUCAUCUUUAAGUUUCAAUUUCAUGUUGUGGAGCUUGUUAUCACUUUGGAGCACAAGUUGGUAGAGAAUGAAUCCUUCUCAUGCUGUGUCACCUGCAA